AUGAGUAAUAGUGGAGUAUGUUUUGAAGAAAGCAACAACCAAGGCAAACAAAAUCAGAGUAAAAUGGAAAGUCCUCUGCCGAAAGUUACUCAAGGCCUGUCCAAGGAUUCAGCAAGAAAACAGAAGUCAAUCACAAAAACUAACAGGCAUCUGAAACUGUCUAAAGGUAAGUUUGCCACUUCAACAAUCAGUGGUUCUGCUGGAGGGAAGGGGAAGGACACAGCUACUGUUCUACAGGACAGGAUGGGUUCAACAGAAGAUUCAAGUGCUGUUGAUUUGGAGUCGCUUGGGACCAGACUUGACCAUAUCGUUCCAUCAGCUGGCAAAACAAGAAAGAAAAUGGUGAAACACCUCUGUGACAGGAAAUGUUUGGGGGACAUGGCUGACAUCCCAGAGAAGUUCAAGGGAAACAACCCACUUCUUAUACCACUCUUCUUUGGAUGGGAAAGGCAUUUGGCAAAAAUUAAGCCGUACGAUACACAUGUGGUGUUCUAUCGCGCCCCUUGCGGCCGACGCCUCCGUAACCUCAUGGAACUGGACCGCUACCUGCAAGAAUUGGACAGCCAACUGGCCAUUGACCUCUUCUGCCGCGACCCUGAGCUCCGUCUCUAUAAUGAAUUCAACCCUGUAAAGGACAUCUCCUACGGCAAGGAGAAUGUUGUGAUCUUGUGUGUGAACGAAGUUGACGCCGAACAACCUGACAACGUGGAAUACUCCUACCAGAGGAUCCCUGUGACAUGGGUGAAGCUCAACCUGGACCCAAAUUUCCUUGUUUGCUGUGACUGUAAAGACAAUUGCAGGGUUCGUUCUAAAUGCGCCUGUCAGCAGCUGACUGUAGAAUCGUCUGCUGUGAACAAUCGUGGGGAACCAAUCCCAGAUGCAGGGUACUUGCACAGGCGACUGAGGAAACAACUGCUGUCAUCUGGGGUAUAUGAGUGCAAUUCACGAUGUAAGUGUGAUAAACGCUGUGGAAACAGAGUUGCACAGAAUGGACUUCAAAACAGACUUCAAGUGUUCAAAACUGAGAAAAGUGGAUGGGGAUUACGUUGCCUGGACGACAUUCCCUUCGGAGGGUUCAUAUGCAUAUAUGCCGGGCAGUUGCUGACGGACCAGGCGGCAAACGAAGAUGGGAAGAAAUACGGAGACGAAUACCUCACAGAUUUAGACUUAAUUGAGAAGGCAGAGCGAAAGAAGGAGGGCUAUGAGAGCAAUGUGGAAAACAUUGAAGAUAUUGCGGACCAUGAAGCGGACUUUGACUCAGAAGGCUCGGCCCAUAAGUCCGACUCAGACGAAUCAUUCAAAGCUGUGUCAUUUCAAAAUAAGAAAUCAAAUGAAGCACUUCCAGAAAAGCGUCACCUGACAAGGUUGGCUGAGAAGUCUGUUAAGAACAAGCAGACAGCUCAGAAGAGUAGUUCCUCCUCUCCAGCCUCUGCAAUACGCUCCCCGGACCUUCCUGAUCUCCAUGACACAGGUCCCACUGGUGGGUGCUCAGAUUGCUCAGGUGAGCUUUUGUGA
Molecule: messenger RNA, 1515 nt
Organism: Dreissena polymorpha
Lineage: Eukaryota; Metazoa; Mollusca; Bivalvia; Myida; Dreissenidae
Product: histone-lysine N-methyltransferase SETDB1-like
Exons: 12
Coding region: 1-1515 (504 amino acids)
Biological process (GO): heterochromatin organization; negative regulation of gene expression
Cellular component (GO): nucleus
Molecular function (GO): histone H3K9 methyltransferase activity; DNA binding; zinc ion binding
Source: RefSeq, a predicted model, not a curated record